CUCGCAAUUUACCCAAUUGUGGAAAGCAAAGCUCAAAAAAUCUUCAAAUCAAAGUAUAUAUUCAAAUAUUAAACGUAAUAAACAUAGACAAAAAUAAGGGGAAAAAUUCCCUAAACUUUUUAUGAAAGCUAUAUGACAAAGAUGCAGAAUCAGAGUCAAAAUAGAGCACAUAAACUAAACUUGGGAAUCUUACAAGCCCAUGAAGGUAAUUUGAUUCAAAUAGAUAAAGAUAGAAGGAAACGACUGCAGAGUGUCGACCAAGAGCUGCUGGAAGCAUAUAAGUUUUUAGAACAAGUGCAACAAAGUACUGGUAACGCAGUAAAAUAUGAAGAAGCAUAUGGAGAUGAAAUAAAAAAAGAAAAUAGAAAAUUCAGUUUAAUGGAACAAAAAUCAGAAACCCAUAAACCUAGUAAAUCUGCUCUGAUGAGAAUGGAGGUUGAUUUACGGAAAGCUUUGUCCGAAACAAAUUUUAAAGUGAAGAGCCGUUUAUUUUUGGAAAAAUGGAACAAUGUAUUCAAAAUGAAUCUUGGUCUUGAUUCUUGGGGAGAAGAAAGUGACACGGAUGAUACGAAAACAGCAGACUGGAUGCAAUUGCCCACUACAGUAUCUAAAGGAUUUAUCGCUAAUUCGUAUGAUAAAUUGAAAGCGGAAUAAACAAAAUUGUGCGGAAGAUCAUCAAAUUAUAAUUCAAUUGCAUUGAAGAAAUAAUCCACAAAUAUGAUCUCUUUCUGAACAACAAAGUCAAGGUUGUUAUUGUUCGAGACAGUUUCUCUAAGGAUAUAGAAAUUU
Messenger RNA from Styela clava, 789 nucleotides. RefSeq lists its product as uncharacterized. The record is from RefSeq and is a predicted model, not a curated record. NCBI's taxonomy places the organism in Eukaryota, Metazoa, Chordata, Ascidiacea, Stolidobranchia, Styelidae.